UCGACUGUUAUAAUAAGGUGUUUGAAGGAGAUAGUGUCAUCUUGCAUGAAUGACCUCAUUCAAAAUAGCUUCCUCGAUCUCAAGAGGGGUGGGACACAGAGAAAGGAGUUGAGCAUCUUGCGCUGAUGACCGGGAGAAGUGAUCACCUCCGCCUUUUAAUAGUACCGCUGAAUGGCUUUUGUCCCUCUCUUGUUCUCGAGGACAAAACCCCAGACUUCGUGUCUCUGCCCUCGUUUUGCGCUCCGCCAAUCCUUCUCAAUCUGUCCUCAAGUCACCGGCGCGACAACAACUUCACUCCGCUCUCUCUCCCUCUGAGCUCUGCUCUGCUCUGUAUUUAUCUUGUCUCCUGUCCAACAAGAGCCGCCCAUUAGAGUAAGCUCACGACAUUCAUGUGGGUUUUUCUCUUCAUCUUUUCUUUUGGAUUUGAAGCUGUGGAUUUUUACUCGAGGCUCCAAGGAAGUGUUACUUCGACUAUAUCUCUCUUCGUCGGAAUAUAUACCACCAAUUAUUGAAAGCAGUUGUUUCACCUGUAGUUCAACUUCUAUAUUUUGAUUGUGCAGUGUUGAACAACUUAACACCUCAUCGCAGUAUUAUAUUAAUUAGGAUUAAAAUUUCAGAAGACUUCUUGAGGAACAUUAUCGUCCAGAGUUCAUCGACCGUUCCAGUUUUGAAAUUCGUUUUCAACAGAUCUAUUCGCAGCUCAUUAGUGACCAGUGGUGACCUGGAGAGAAACAUUAUUAUGUUAUCAGUUUGACAUUUACCUGUGCAAUUACAGAAACAUCGUCACAACUGAUUGUGAUUUUGGAUUCAAAUGAGUGGAAUUUUUCCCUGAAACAUUUCGUGUGCAUGACUUUGGAGACGCUUGUCGGCACCCGUCAGUGGUAUGGUGAUGAAGUAUCAUUACCUCCAAUACAGGCGGCGUUUGCAUGCCUCAGUUGACAUUGAUGGAAACCCCAAAGGCAUGACUCAAGCGAUCCUGGCAGAUGGUAAUGACCCCAUAUCUCCCAGCCCGGAGAAUGGUUACCAUAGCAACAGCUCCACCAUCGAGGACAGCGAUGGAGAUGACAAGGGAAGCUUCAUGGGCGACGAAGAGGACGACGACGAGGUUGAGAUGGACAAGAGUACGAGCGAUGGGGACAAGGAUGAUGGGGUAGAUGACUUGGAGCCGGAUAAAGAGUUCCACCGGAAGAAUGGAAUGCAUCACCUCCAUCCCCAUCCCCCUCCUCACCCUCAUCACCCUCAUCAAUUCAGGAAUGGAGAGAUGGGAGGAGACGGUGGUGUCAUCAACCUGGAGGAUUACAUGAACCGCAGUGAUACAGCAAUCAUCUAUCCUGAACCUGUAGAAGACAUGGACGGAGUCAAUGGCGAUACAGAUGACCCUGAUACUCCUGAAGGAAAUGACAACGAAACUGAAAUUGAGGGCGAGCUUGGAAAACCUGAAGACUGUCCUUACUGUGAUCGCUCAUAUAAGCGGCUCACCUCCCUGAAAGAGCAUAUCAAAUACCGACACGAGAAGACAUUCAACAACUUUUCUUGCCCAGAAUGCAACUACUGCUUUGCCUACAAGUCCCAGCUAGAGCGUCAUAUGGCCACGCAUAUGCCAGGGCGCAACCAAAUCUGCGACAUCUGCAAUAAGGCCUUUGUGAACAUUUACAGACUGCAGCGUCACAUGUUGACGCACACAUCUGGGAAUCGCAAGUUUAAGUGUGGGGAGUGUGGAAAGGCUUUCAAGUACAAGCAUCAUCUCAAGGAGCACUUGCGUAUUCACAGCGGAGAGAAACCUUACGAAUGUCCAACUUGCCUAAAACGCUUCUCGCAUUCUGGAUCCUACAGCUCUCACAUAAGCAGCAAAAAGUGCUCACCUGUGAAGGAACAACCUCCAGCCCUCACCAGGAUCACUGGUGUUCCUCCAGUCAAAGUAAUCAAUAGCCUUCCCUCGCCAGUUUUGCAAUCUCCUCUCAGUGACAUAGACACUAGUGAAUCUCUACCUUUAACUGAGCCAAAGAAGAGUGCCCCAGCUUACAUGACUCCUCUUCACAUCAAGAUUCCCAAUGUUGACGGUUCUGUUCAGGGUCACCCGAGCAACGAAACACUGGAGAAUGGAAGCACAUCUCCUUUAACAAGUCCUGCAAGUGAUGCUGUGAAGAAGGUUCUACAAAUUGUAGCAUCUACUGUGUGCAAGCAACAGAAGGACGGGCAGAAAACAGACAUCUCAAAACUAAAGAAAACAAAGACAACAAGUGACACAGCCCCAGUUGUCGCAAGUCCGUUUGAAAUCAGACCAUUUAAACUUGAAAAAAUGGCAGCUGUUACUCCCUUGCCAAAGGCAACACCACCACCACCAUCAUCUGAAAAGACACCUGAAAAGACACCUGAAGAAUCAGAAAAGUCCAAAACAUUCUUAAAUGGAAAUGGUGUGCAUCAAGAGAAGAAAAGUUAUAACAUUGUGGACUACACUCUAAAGAAAGUGCAUGAAGCUCAAGCUAUUAAUCGCUGUUUGGAAACACGUUUUCCUUCUCAGAUUAACCUAAAUCCAGACAGAACAGGAUGCAAGUAUUGUGGACGAGAGUUCCAUAGUCCCAUCGAUCUUCAUCAGCACGAGCGUUAUCUCUGCGACCUCAAUGAGGAUGUGCUCAAGAUGAAGCUCUUUAAUGGCAAUCCACAGCCCCAGCAAAGCAUUGGAAAUUUCACAUUAGAUCGAUAUUACGAGAUGCAGCAAGAGUUCUUGGCCCAACACAAAAACGAGAGUGAUAACCAUGAAAUAGAUGACAAGAGUGAUGAGGAGGAUGAAAACCCAAAGCAGAUGAUGAUGUCACCAAGAGAGAGUGAACAGCACCUGUCUCCAAAAGCCAGCCCCAAUUCAGGAAGUCAGCUACCCCCUAACAAUGCUGAAAGCCCUGAACCAGAGGCUAACAAGACAACUGAUAUAUCUAAGUUACUUGAGACCAUUUCCAAGGCCCAAGAACAGGCCCUGCGUGCAUUCUAUGCCAUGCAAGCUAAGCCCUCGGAGGACGGCAUCGAAAAAAUUUCAGUAGCACUCAAUUUGCCUAUGCAGCUAGUCAACAAGUGGUUCCAGCGCACACGUAAGCUCGAGGAGGAGGGGACGGAUCCAUCGCUUAAGAGCUUGAGCUUAAUGAGGCAAUCCCCAGUUGUGACAGUUGUUCCACCCACACGACGACGCAUCAAAGAACACACAGGAGCUCAAGCUAUCGAUAGCAAGGAGACUUGUGUCAAAUCCCCGGCGGAGAACUGCGAUUUGGAAACGGCUUCAGUCAGCAGCAGCAGCGCUGAGAGAGUGGGUGAUGCCGAUAGCCUCCCUCCUUCCCCAUGCAGCAGUAUUAAUUCCCUACCUAAAAGUUCCAUCAGAUACACCUUUCACAAAGAAAAAAGCAUGGAUGUCAGCCCAGCAGGUCGUGAGACUGAAUCCAGAGUACGUGAGCGAUUAGAGCCCAUGGAUAGAGAUAGUCGAUCCCCUGCGAGAUCUCUGACACCAGCCAAGGAAACAAGAGACUCUUCUCCUCUCGAUCUUUCUCUGCCAAAGAGGAAAGCAACACCUCCACCUUCUUUGAGCAGGUCUUCCAUCCCACCCAAACUGGUUUACGGCUACAACUACUCUGCACUCUAUUCUGCCGCUGCAGCCGCUGCUGCCAAUGGAUACCUUCUUCCUCCUGCAUAUGCGCCAUCUGAGCCACUCCCUUCCAGCCUCUAUGAGAACAGCAUCAAAGCCCACAAGAGCAGGACUAGCCCAAGCCCUGGCAAGACGACCACACCCUCCUCCACAGCUACCACCAACACCUCAUCAGCAUCAGAUGCGAGCAUCCUCCUCAAACGUUCCUACCCCGAGCCCCUCUAUGCUUACCUCCCCACCAUGGGUGGCUAUGCUGCCAAGAGGAUGAGGUUUGCUGAUGGAGUAGAUUACCCUGUGGCUCCUCCACCGAUGUAUGGCUCUCAUCUUCAGGUACCAGAUGUCUACAGUGCCCUGGCUAAGACAGGUUUCAUGCCCAGUACCAUGGCUCAUCUGGGCGCUGCCUAUGGACCAACCAAUCCUUUCUUGCCUGCAAUGCUCAACGGGGGUGGUCUCCAUCCAAACCAUGGAGCUGACAAUUUAUCUGACAUUGCAUCGGAAGACUCGCUGAGCGACAUCGGCAUCGGACCUGGAAGACGGAGGAGAUCGGACAAGCCAUCCAGGACCUCCUCAGGACAGUACGCAUGUUCGCAGUGCCCCAAGACCUUCCAGAAACACAGUUCAUUGCUUCGACAUGUCUACGAGCACUCAGGCAAGCGCCCUCACCAGUGCAAGGAAUGCGGCAAAGCUUUCAAGCACAAGCAUCACCUGAUGGAGCACUCUCGCCUCCACUCCGGAGAGAAACCCUACCAGUGUGACCGAUGCCUCAAGAAGUUCUCACACUCAGGCUCUUACAGUCAGCAUAUGAAUCAUCGCUACAGCUACUGCAGGCGUGACGCCAUGGGCGCCGCCGGUGGACCUCACCUGGAUGGUCCGGAGAAGGAGAUGCUGGGCGAUAGCAAGGAACCGAUGAUGAUGGAUCAUCACCACCAGGGUGGCGGAGACGAGAUGGAGAUUGGAUUGGAGAGUACAGGUGCUAUGAUUAGGAGGAUGGAAGAGAAGCAGAUCGCUGGGGUCUAAGAUGAAACUCGAAAGGCAUCGAAGAAGAUUUGCGGUGAUGAUUGAUAAUGAUCCAGAGGGAUCCAAGUAUUCUUUCAAUUUAAAAGGAUUCAGGGGUGUCAUUCUAAUGGUUUGUGGAAUGUUUGAACUUGAAGGUACUUCAGAUUGUAUGUUAUUGAUUUAUAUUCAUUAACAUUUGUGUUAUGGUGAAGUUGUCUGAAAACCUCAUUGGAACUUGAUGGAGUUAUGAUAGUUAUGCUUGUUUGCACCUGUUCCCAAAUUGACAUAUUGGCGAGAAAAAAAA
Molecule: messenger RNA, 4928 nt
Organism: Strongylocentrotus purpuratus (purple sea urchin)
Lineage: Eukaryota; Metazoa; Echinodermata; Echinoidea; Camarodonta; Strongylocentrotidae
Product: zinc finger E-box-binding homeobox 2-like
Exons: 5
Coding region: 884-4645 (1253 amino acids)
Biological process (GO): anatomical structure development; regulation of transcription by RNA polymerase II
Molecular function (GO): DNA-binding transcription factor activity, RNA polymerase II-specific; RNA polymerase II cis-regulatory region sequence-specific DNA binding
Source: RefSeq, a predicted model, not a curated record